Messenger RNA from Haliaeetus leucocephalus (bald eagle), 456 nucleotides. It is a transcript of the gene NPPA, whose product is annotated as natriuretic peptide A. The record is from RefSeq and is a predicted model, not a curated record. Gene Ontology annotation, molecular function: hormone activity; hormone receptor binding. Bases 1 to 432 code for a protein of 143 amino acids. Gene Ontology annotation, biological process: neuropeptide signaling pathway; receptor guanylyl cyclase signaling pathway; cGMP biosynthetic process. Gene Ontology annotation, cellular component: extracellular region; nucleus; cytoplasm. Lineage: Eukaryota; Metazoa; Chordata; Aves; Accipitriformes; Accipitridae. The transcript is spliced from 3 exons.
AUGCAGCUCCCGACUCUCUGCUGCGGGGCCUCGCUGCUGCUGCUCGUCCUGCCAUGGGCAGCAGCGCAGCCGGCCGGCGGCGAGCACGGUGCGGAGCUGCGGUCCCUGCAGGACCUCCUGGAGGCUCUGGGGCAGCUCCAGGAGGAGGAAGGGGAACCGGGCCUGGAAGACGAACCGAUGGCCGGGGCUGAGGACGGCGGCUCCGAGUGGGACCUCCCGGGGGCGGAGAGCGGCCCGCCGGGUGCCCCGCUCCCGGCGCCCAGCCCUCCCCAGCCGGCGGAAGGGCAGACCCAGUGGAGGAGCCUCCUCUCCUCCUACAGACGGAGGCACUUCUCCGGCUGCUUUGGGACGAGGAUGGAGAGGAUCGGCGCGCAGACGGGGCUGGGAUGCAACCAGUACAAAGCCCGUUUCUGGAGGAGAGGGAGAAGCUGAAGCCGGGACCGGCUCCCAAGCGCU